AAGGUCGUCUGGCACAUCGUACGGACGGACGCGCCCCUGGUUCGACUCUUCUCCACGCCAUUUGGAGGAGGGCAUAUUCCACAAGAUGAGCUUGAGCUCUUAUGGCUCCUCACGCAGCGAUCUUCUCCAUGGAUGGUCCCGGGCAUUUAAAUCCGAUGCUGGAGCUCGCGGAGAGAUUGCAGCAGCAGCAUGGAUUCGCCAUCACAGUGCUCGCCUCGCCGCUGACAGACGCUGCCCCGCUCGCGCGAAAGCAUCCCAGCGUGAAGUUCGUGACAGUUCCAGUUCCGGAUGAUCUCCUUCGCCUCGCCUGCAUGGGUGAUUUGUUCCGGAUGGUGGAUUCCAUGCCAGGAGCAGUGGAAGAGGCCGUGCGCGAGCUGGAUCCUCCCGCGACGAUGGUGAUCGCGGAUGGAUUCGUGGGCUGGACGCAGGACGUUGCCGACAAGCUCGGGAUCGCGAGAGUGUUCUUCUGGACGGCGUCGGCGGCGUGCGAGAUCGUUUGCUCCAACAUCCUGGAGCUCAAGUCUCGAGGCUAUCUGCCAGUCAAGAGAAACUUGGAAGACGAGAGUGUCAUCGAUUUCCUGCCGGGGCUGACUGGCAUGACUCGAAAGGAUUUGCCGCUGGCCUUCUAUGACGACGACGUCUGCCUGGAUUUCAUUGGAAAAGCUUGCGCGAGGCGUCCAGAGGCGUUUUGCGUGCUCGCGAACACGUUCCAGGAGCUAGAACCAGUGGCCAUCGCCGCGAUGCGCGAGAGGAUGAGGUACUUUGCGAUUGGGCCACUGAUCCCUCGGGCUCUUCUCCGCGAAGCGCAGCUCCCCAGGGAGGAUUUGCGCGAUCACGACGAGCAUCUCGGCUGCAUGGAGUGGCUGGAUCGCCAGCUUCCGGCGUCGAUCCUCUACAUCGCGUUUGGGAGCGUCGCAGUGCUCUCCUUCCGCCAAGUGAAGGAGAUUCUCGACGCGCUGCAAGCUUCCAAUCAGGCGUUCUUGUGGAGCUUCCGGAAGAACUUUGUCGUGGAUGUUCCGGACAACGAUCACAAGGCCCUGGACGAGCUUCUAGAUCGAGCCAAGGCCAUGGAAUCCAGGCUCGUGUCGUGGGCUCCCCAGCUCCACGUCCUGCGGCACCCAGCGGUGGUGGGAUUCGUGACCCACUGCGGCUGGAACUCGACCAUGGAGGCGAUCAGCUCCGGCGUUCCAAUGCUCGCGUGGCCGCGCACGUCGGAGCAAAACAUGAACUCCAAGCGCAUGGUCGAGGAGUGGAAGAUCGCGCUGGGCGUGAACAACCAUGGCCAGGACACGGACGAUCCCCCGCGAGUGAUCCAGUCCCGGGAGAUCGCGAGGCUGAUCGAGGAGCUCAAUGGGGAAGAGGGCAAAUCGAUGAAGGAGAAUGUGUUGCGAUUGAGAGACGCGCUCCGGGCGGCGCAUGGACCCGGUGGAUCGGCGUGCGAGAGCUUGCGCGAAUUCGCAGAGUGUUUCGCGAAGAGCCGCUAGUCUACGCUAGUCAAACGCUCAGUCAAACUCUUACUCAAAACGCUUAGUCAAACGGUCAAUGUUAUUUAAA
This is a messenger RNA of Selaginella moellendorffii, 1554 nucleotides long. RefSeq names its product anthocyanidin 3-O-glucosyltransferase 7. The transcript is spliced from 2 exons. Gene Ontology annotation, molecular function: UDP-glycosyltransferase activity. NCBI's taxonomy places the organism in Eukaryota, Viridiplantae, Streptophyta, Lycopodiopsida, Selaginellales, Selaginellaceae. The record is from RefSeq and is a predicted model, not a curated record. Bases 102 to 1484 code for a protein of 460 amino acids.